This is a messenger RNA of Thrips palmi, 3269 nucleotides long. RefSeq names its product zinc finger protein 878-like. The record is from RefSeq and is a predicted model, not a curated record. Gene Ontology annotation, molecular function: DNA-binding transcription factor activity, RNA polymerase II-specific; RNA polymerase II cis-regulatory region sequence-specific DNA binding. The coding region runs from base 319 to 2706 and encodes 795 amino acids. Gene Ontology annotation, biological process: regulation of DNA-templated transcription. The transcript has 13 exons. Lineage: Eukaryota; Metazoa; Arthropoda; Insecta; Thysanoptera; Thripidae.
UGCCAUGAGGAGUACUUGUAGAUUUGACAAGUUAAUACCAGAAGAAAAUCACCGCGAAUACUUUUUGUCUUCAGGUCGCGCUUCAGACUCCUCUAGCUUUGAGAACGGACUAGUGCAAUGUACCCUACAAUAAAUUUGUACCCCCAGUUUUCAUUUUUGAGACCCGUGUGAGUGGUAACACUGCUGUCCGGCUGUCACUUUCCGUUACCGUCGUCUGUCCGUCUGUCUGUCUGCUACGGAAUUGUAGGAAUCAGAAAUGGGGAGAACCGUGUAAAUUGUCACUGAACUAACCAGUCAGUUGAAACUCAUACAAUCAGAAUGAUAAUAAUCCCUUCAGGGUCGGGAAUACCCCGUUUGCACAUUCCAUCUGACCAGCCUUUGACUGAUGAGCAGAGUGAAGAUGAUAUUCAUAUUUGCGGCAAGUGUAAAAAGCACUUUACGGAUAUAUUUCUGUUCAUGCGUCACAAGAGCGAAAAAAACUGUAAUUCGCCCAUUAGCAGAAAGUUGGUGUCUGCUCCAGUUCCUUGCAUCUCUCCUUCAUCCAGUAGCAAUCCUAUUUUUACAUCCUUUAGUGGUAGCAACAUUAGUCCCACCCGGCCAGAAACAAAGUAUACGAGGGUUGCCUUAAUCAAUACUGAGGCAUUCACCAUUCAAAAGGAAGAGGUUUAUGAGGAAGUUCCCCCCACAAAUUGCAUUGAAACUGCUGAAGCACCUUCCCCUGCUCACCCACCUCAUUUGUUGUUGGCUGAUCUUGCAAGUCAAAGAUUAGACGACCUAAACCAAGAUAUUUCUUCAGAUGACAAAGCAGCUGAGGAGGGAAUCAUGUUGGAUGAUGAUUGGGUGUCUUCCUGGUCUGCUGCCAAAGUUUUGGGCACUUUUAGUGUUUCUAAUUCUCUGAGGAAGCUGCAGAACCAAAAUAUGAAAGAGAACUGUAAUGUUGAAGAAGACGCAAGUGUUGAAGUGAUGGCCACAGAGGAUGACAGCAUGCAUGAAGAGAUGGGCCAUGAGCAUUUGCAGAGGUGUGAAGAGGAUUCUGUGCUCACAUUGACUCAUGAGAAGCAUAUUGAUGAUGAGAUUCAUUCGGUUGAAGAAGAGUGCCAAGUUCCUGAACGGUUCAUCGGUCCUCAUGGUGGUUUGUUGGAUGUUGAAGAUGUGGAAGUUGCUACACUAUUAGCCAACCAUCUAACAAAUGAGCCAAGCCUCCCAAUCUAUCCUAAUGCUGCUGAAUCAUUCCUGUCCUAUGGCAAUUUGCACAACCAGUUGGUUAUCACUGACUCAACUGACACUUUAACCUUUGAAACUGAAGAUGGUAAAAAGAGAUUGCUAGAGCAGGUUGCUGAACCAGAAACUACUUCACCUGCUCCUGAUGGCAUUGACUCACUUGGUAGCAACAUACUAUCACAGAUGCAAACAAAUCAAGUUUUGAAAACAAGUAGGCCUCGCAAAGUUCACUCAUGUCCCAAUGAUGGAUGCAAGUUUCAAGGAAACUCUUUAAGAGAUUUAACCCGACAUAUAAGAACACAUACAGGUGAGCGACCUUUUAAGUGCCCUGAAUGUGACAAGACUUUUACACGAGGAGACAAAUUGUCAGUUCACCUUCGCUGCCAUGGUGGUGAAAAGACUUUUCUUUGUAAAGUCUGUGACUUUGCAUGUAGGGACCAAAGCGGUUUGGUCAUACACAUGCGCAAGCACACAGAUGAACGGCCUUACAAGUGUCAGUUAUGUGAUCACCGUGCUCGCACAAAGUCACAUUUGAACGUUCACUUGAGGAAGCACACUGGUGACCAUCCCUACAAGUGCAAGAAAUGUGGCAGAGCUUUCACUACCAGCUCUGACCUUACAAGACAUACAAGAUUGCAUUCUGGUGACAAGCCAUUUAAAUGCCCAGACUGCAGCUAUGCUGCUGCUCUUAAAACGAGUCUAAGAACACACAUUCAACAAAAUCAUCAACCAGGAAUUUCACUUAUUUGUCCAAAGUGUGAUCUUCGGUGUGAGUCUCGCAAGGAUUUGCGGAAUCAUGUGAAAUCACACAAAGAUGAUUGCAAACGAUGCAACAAGUGUGAUUUUGUUGGUGCCACCAACACUGCUUUAAAAAAUCAUAUGAAGGUUCACAUGCCUGAAAAAGUAAAACAAAGUCCAUUAUUAAAUGGAAAGAGAGGUCAUCAUCGACCACACCUUAAGAAGAAAGCUUCACAGAAGAAACAGAGGAAAGUCAUGGAUGUUUUCCCUGUGGUCCACAAUUGCACAUACUGCAAUGAAUCCUUUUGGCGGGAAGAUACCUUGGAGGAGCACUUGCGGCAGCACCAACUUGAAGAGCUAGUUGGUACUCGGGCCUCAGCAACCCAGGAUCCUGUGCUUGCAGAUAGUGCUGAUAGCCGUGACAGCACAGACAGCACAAGUAUGGAUGGUACUUGUGGCCUGGCAGGCUUGGCUGCUCUGGCCUCUUAUCACAGUACAGCAGAACAACCCACUUUCCUUUAUCGGUACAUAUCUGGGUCGCACAGCAAUGAAAGCAACGAUGAUCUGCGGAAUGCAGAGAUCUUAGCUUCUCUUAACCAAGGCUCCAAUUUGCCCCAAUAUGUGGCUAUUCAAACUGAGCAAAAUACACUUGUUGAUGCUUUGAACUGUAUACAGUAUGUACUACCUAGUCCAUUAGGAACAUUGGAUGAUAAUGAUAAUGACAAUGCAACUUCAUUACUCUGCUAGUCAUGAAAAAAAUUUGAAAAUCCAGAGCUUUACAAAUCUAAUUCUGUUGAGCUUUUGAAAAGACUGUCAUCUUAAUGGGAAUUUUGGUCUUGAUUGAGUUGUUUCUGUGUUAAUUUUGUGUUGCUUUAACUAAGAAAUCCCUGUAAAUGUCGAAGAAGUGAAUAUGCCUGUGAUAAGUAUUUAACAUUUUCUGUGGUCUGCAUAAUUUAAUUUCGUGGAUUCUGUUUGGUUUGUUAGUCAGAAUAGUUUGACAUUAAAUUAAUUACCAAUCCUACUGAAGUAAGAAUACUUUACUUAUUGAAAAUCUGUUUUGUAUGUUAUUUUUGUGAGUCAGUAGAGUUAAGUUGUUAAUUAUUUAUAUCUUGUGUUGGCCAGUGGAGAUCUUUUUAAUUCUUUAAAAGACUGAUUUUCAUGCCUGUGUAAUUUAUUUACCUUCUGAUUUAAGGAGCAUGAUUUUUGUUUCUAUCCAAAUCUAAUGGGCUCCCAGUAUUCUGUGGCCCAGUAUUGUACGUACUAUAUCAUAUUCUAGAUGUAUUUCUAAUAAAGAGUUAAUAUUGAUGAAA